Messenger RNA from Limulus polyphemus (Atlantic horseshoe crab), 3158 nucleotides. Its product is annotated as zinc finger protein 474-like. The transcript is spliced from 4 exons. The coding region runs from base 656 to 2122 and encodes 488 amino acids. NCBI's taxonomy places the organism in Eukaryota, Metazoa, Arthropoda, Merostomata, Xiphosura, Limulidae. The record is from RefSeq and is a predicted model, not a curated record.
UCCUUAAAAAUAGAAAAUGUUAACAUCAAAUUUCAUUAAAUAGCUACUGGUUCCUGAUAAGUAAAUUUAGUUCAAAAAUCCUUUAUUGACUUACUGCUCUACAGUAAGAAUACAUGGUUGAGAUUUUUAGUAUACUUUUUCAAUAAUUAACUAUUGUAUUUUAAAACAUUGUAUAAUACAUUUUUAAAACUGAAUGGCUCAACCUAUCACUGUCACAUAAACAGUGGAAUAUUGCCAUAUAGAAUCUUGAGCUCAUUGAAGAUUUUUUGCCAAAAUAAUUUCGUAAACUAGAAUAGAUAGUAUUCUGUUGAAACCGUCUAAUGGUUAAGAUAAAAAUAAAUAACAAAGUUUCUUGAAGAGUUCAGAUUAAUCCUGUUAACAAGACAUAAGCUACCGGGACAAUUACGCUUGAAAUUAAACUUCCCUUGACUAUAUAACAUAAAACUAUAUAAUAUGUUUUCACCAACUCAUAAAAUCCUAUUCUACGUUCCUCCAACGUUUGUGCUCUUGGAUGCGUUUGGUCACGUAUAAUAUUAUAACGCGAAGAAAAAAAAACAGAGCCUAUUACAAAUAUAUGACAAGCUACAUGGUUUUAAAAAUACUACACCAAUAAACUUUGAUAUUCCAGUUCAUACGUUUGAGCAUAGAGAUAAAAAUGGAAGAGAACAACAGAGAUGCUGCGGUUCUAUCAGAACGACUUAUACGCCCCCAGACAAAGACACUGGACAGACCUACCCAUGAUUUUGACCUACCCGUGGUUGAUAGUGAUGGCGAGACUUGCAGGUCAAAGGGAGCACACAGGACAGUUGCUGUCCAGAGGUUUUCUAGGUACAGUAUCCCACCACAAAACGAUUUUACUAGAACUAUGAACAAAGUACCUAAACAAGCUCAUACUACGAUGAAUAACCAUAAUUUGGCACUAGGUAAGCACAAAUCUUAUGAUCCUCUAAAGGCCAGUCAAGAUGGUAGUAGAAUUCCUUUAUCACAAAAUGUUCGUAAUUCUAAAAAUCAUCCUCAUAAUCGCCGUUCACAGCCUUGUAAGGCGUGCACCCGAAGAGUCGCCCCAGAGCGCUUGCAUAAUCAUAGCUGUAACAAUUGGCAUAACCAUAAGUCUAAAAUAUCUAAGGCUCCAGUUUCAGAUGAGUUAAAAAUCCAGCUUAAAAGUGAAACAGAAUCAGAUUCGAAAGAUAUCCAGUCCAUGGAAGGAAACAACCACACGGAAGAGAAAGACGAAACGAGUAGAAAUAUCUUUACCAAAAAAAUUAACGAACCUAAGAACGUGUCCAAGGCGCCGAAGAUUCAACAAUUUCACAAAAUGGACGUAGAAGCAGAUAUGAACGAGUUAAGCCCAUACGCUGGAGCUUCAAACCCAACUGGGCCUCCAACUGUAAAUUGUUACAUUUGUGGACAAGAAACUGAUAGGCAGUCGAUAUCCGAUCACGAAUCACAGUGCUUGCAGAAGUGGCGAACUGCAAAUGAAGACCUACCUCCAGAGCAAAGACAACCAGAGCCUGAAAAGCCAGACUGUGACAGUACUGUAUCAUGUGACCAGAACAAUGACGCCUCAUGGCAAGCAUUUCAAGCUCAACUCGUUCGGUGCUCUAAUUGUGGUCGAACAUUUUUUCCAGAACGCCUACCUGUCCACCAGAGGGCGUGCAAGUCUAAAAGUGAUGGUGUAGAUCGAAAAGCUAAGGAAAUUGAAGAACGGAUUUUUGUGCACCAACAGCAAAGGCUGAAAGAAACUGUUCUUAAAAGAAUCCCUCUUAUCACCUGCUAUAUUUGUGGUCGAGAAUUUGACAACACGUCAAUCUCCUUGCAUGAGCCUCAGUGUCUACAGAAAUGGAAAAUAGAAAACAGAAAACUUCCCAAAGAAAUACAGAGACCAGAGCCCCAGAAACCCGAACCAGUAUUUAAAGAAGACGGUACAAUAGACUUUGCUGCUAUGGCCCAAGCCGCUUGGCAGAGCCACUUGGAACAACUAGCACCUUGUUCUCGGUGUGGUCGUACAUUUUUUCCCAACCGUUUAGUUGUGCACAGCAGAAGCUGUAAAGGUCAAGGUCAUGUCGCUGAACAUUCACCUAACUUACCAACGAAAGGAACCCCUCAACUAUCAAAAACUUGAUAUUGGUUUACAGUUUCAAGCUUAUGAUAUAGGGAUUUUUUUUCUUAGACAAACUAAACGAUUUAAUAACACCUAAAAGUUAACUUUUUAUAAAUAUUUUACAUAGGAUAUUUUUUAAAGAAUCAGUUAAACUUCUGAAAAUUUAAUAUUUUGUUAAAAUAACAGAAAUGAGUGGAUGGAUAUUUAAGUUAUCAAUGUUUAUAUUGUUGAUAGAGUUUUAUGACUUAGACUAAAACAAAAAUAUAGUACUGAACAAUCUGUUGAAAGAUAUUUAAUGAUUGAUUACAGAAAAAAUAAUAUUUGUUGAAAAGGCACUAGUCUUCGCAAAGACAUUUUAAUGCUAGAACAUCAAGUAUAAAUAUUGGUGUAGAAUUUUACUAACUGAUGUUAUAGUAUAUUAGCUGUAAUUUAAAUUUUUCCUUAGAGAAAUUUUUAAGUGUGUUAAAUUGUGAAUUUUAUAGAAUUUCUUCGAGAAAUUGUGGAAAAUCUUGUUACUAACGCCAUAGAUGGUGCUGAUGGCGCUUAACGUCGAAUGAAUUGGCUGUGUUUAUCAUUGCAUAUUUUGUGUCAAGGGACAGAAACAAAAAGAAAUCAAAGUAAUUUUAAAACAAGAAAUCCAUUGUUCUUACAACUGAUUAGUUAUUUUACGAAAUAAGUAAAAACGUAUUCAGUUUAAUACACACACAAAUAUAUUUGAAAAUCGUAUCUGUAGAACAAAAAGCACGUCUCUUGUUUUCCUUUUCACGUGUGUUAUAUCAGUGAACAGAAAUUAGAAAACUCUUGAAAUUUGAAGUUAACUUGUGCUAAUUCGGAGAUUUUUAAUUUUCCUCAACGUUUCGAAACAAAGAUUUGAAAGCCGGCAUAUUUUACGCCGAGGAAAUGCCACGCCAACUUUAUAACUAGGGAAGGUGGUAAGAAAGAAACAUGUUUACUUAAAAGGCUGUAUAAGGCUAACACCAGGCAAUUUAACUGGACACAAAGAAGCCAAAUAUAUCGGCUGGUAGAAAAAGGUUAUAUCACUAGGUUUCGCAUCUGA